AAGCUCCCAAUAAAGGGUGGUGAACGGAAAAAGGUUCAAUUAAAGAAAGUAAAAUUUGUUCACUCCGUUACGCGCUUCCGUCACGUCGUCGACCACGUGAAACAGAAGGCAUUAGGUGAAAGAAAAAGAUAUAUACAGAAAGAAAGAGAAGCAGAGUGAGAGAGUGAUAGAAAAAGCGAGAAAGAGAAAUUCAAACAAACAAAAUCAAACGCAAAUCGCGGCACUAUGGACCCACAUCCGUUGCUGCUGGCGAACGAAAAUAUUCAUGAUAGUGGCAUCAUCGAGGACGUGCACCAGGAAUCGGAAGACACCGGCAACGAGGAUUACGGCGAUGAGAGCAACCUCGAGUCGAACCUGCGUCGGCGAAAAGGGAAAAUUAUUUCCUGCGUCGAAAACGCUUCCAGAUUAAUUCGAAGACGUGUGCCUUGCGCCGGACACUUGAUGACGCCCCGACGGUUAUGGUUGAACAAAAUACCGACCCAAUGCGAUGUGGUGAUUGAGUUCCCAGAAGAAACUCCCGAUGAUGCCCUACGAUGGUUGCUGACCAGAAUCAAGGCGAACCCACCGGAAGGUUUGGGGCUUUCGGCAAUGCUACGAGCGCACGAGAGUACCAAGCGAACCGCGUUCUACAUCACAGCGCCAAUGAAUGUAUUAUUCAAAGCCGCCGAGGAUGCCCGCUUGCCCAAACGGUUACGACACGAUCUUGGCGGAGCACUGAAGGAGUUCACCAAGCGCGAAAGCCAUUGCUUCGCCCAAACCAAGGACAGCGAAGGUGCGAACAGCCUUUUCAGCUCGCAAGAACGCCAGUGGCUGGUGUUACAGGUACUUCAAGGACUGCGGGCCGGCACGGCGGAUCUGAAGGCUCUCCAAGGCCGAGCCGAGGUCGAGGAGGGACAGAGCAUAGUGGCUGCCUGGCAGGAACUGGGCCUAAUAACGCAGGUGUUCCCUCUGCACGAAACCACCGCCUUGCAGCAUCUCCAGUCAAGCUGGGUACGAAAGAUCUUCGCACCGCAACCCCUAGACGACAUAGCGACAUACUUUGGUGUGAAGGUAGCCCUGUACUUUGCGUGGCUGGGACACUACACCUGCGCCCUGUGCGUACCGGCCGUGCUCGGCACUAUCCUGUAUGCUGGGCUUUGGGGUCGAGGACAGACGGCGCAGGAUAUUGGCCACGUCAUCUUCUCACUGUUCAACGUUGCGUGGGCCUCUCUGUAUCUGGAAGCGUGGCGGCGGUACUCGGUGGAGCUGGCCUUCCGUUGGGGAACCCUCUCUACACCACCCGAACUAUUGGAACCUCCAAGGCCGCUGUAUAAGGGGCCACUGGAGGAGAGUUCCGUGACCGGUCGGCUGGAGCCGAGGGAGGCACCGGCCUGGCAAAGGCGAGCCUUCCGUUAUCUAGUUAGUUUUCCAAUUAUUGCGCUCUGCCUGGUGCUGGUGUUUGUUGUGAUGUUCCUGAUGCUGAGGCUACAGGAUUGGCUCGAUCAACACUUACCAUAUAGCAGUUCUGGCCUGUGGGAGUGCAUGUGCCUUGUGUCUCAGGAUUGGUGGGACGCCAAGCUUCCGGAGCAAGGCGUGUUCAGCUGUCUGAGCGUGAUACCGAAGGUCCUGCUAGCCGGCGCCAUUACACUAAUGGACGAAGCGUACUACAAGCUGGCCGUCUGGCUGAACGACAGAGAGAACUACCGGCUGCAGUCGAAGUACGAGAAUCAUCUCAUCGCCAAGGUGGCCCUGUUCCAGUUCGUCAACAGUUUUCUGUCACUAUUCUACAUCGCCUUCUAUCUGCGCGACCAGGACAAGCUCAAGGAGCAACUGGCCGGACUGCUAAUAUCGCGUCAAAUCAUCGGCAACCUGCGGGAGUCGGCCUGGCCGUAUCUGGUGGAGCAGUGGCGCCUGGCGAAGUUGAGCUUCCGAAUGUGGGGAGCCCUCAGUCCGACGCAGGAAAUGCCGCCGCUGAUAGGGACGACGACGACGACUGCCUCCAGCGGUGCGGUCUCCGCUUCGGCGACCGCCGGCGCGUCUGGAGGCGAUAGCAAGCCGCUGGGCGAUGGGAAGGGCGCUUCGGAGUGUGCGGCGCCCACCAGCACCCCGAAGCGAUCGAUUGGCCAGGCGGAAAUAGAAAGCUCCCUGUACAAGUACGAUGGAACCUUUUCGGACCACUUGGAAAUGUUGGUACAAAUGGGGUACGUCGUGCUCUUCUCGGCUGCCUUUCCCUUGGCCGGUCUGUGUGCCCUGGCGAACAAUCUGUUGGAGAUACGAUCCGAUGCCUUCAAGCUGGCCCACGUCCACCAGCGUCCCUUUGGUCAGCGGGUGGCAAACAUUGGCACCUGGCAGAACGCACUCGGUAUGCUCGGACUGGCGGCCGUCAUCGUCAAUUGUGCCCUGAUCGGGCUGUCCGGACAGGUGUCCCGCCUAUGGCCAGGCCUAACGUCUACGCAAACGGUGAUCCUGAUCGUGGCGCUUGAGCAUGUCAUGCUGGGCUUAAGAUCCGCCCUGACGUGGCUUCUGCCCGAGCUGCCUUCGUGGCUAGCGGCCGAGAUAGCCCGUGCGGAGCACUGCCGCCGGGAGAUGCAAUGCAAGGGCCCAUCGCCUCGACAGACACCUCCCUCGCCGCCAUCGUCGACUUCCAUCUCGCACCACGAGCAGGACUUUAACAGCAAUCAGGACAUCUUCGACAAAACCGAACAGUCGGUGGGCAGAUUUCACAUAUCUCCUAGUCACGACAACACGCAAGAUAGUGAGCUAGAACGGACUGCGCUAACCAGCGCGGCCGCCAAGCUGGACAACCUGAGCACUCAACAGCAGCAGCAACCGUCACAACAACCGCAGCCGCAACCGCAAAAGGAUACACAGCACAGCUGCGACAAUAUGGACAUCUUCGCCAUGGACACGCGGGACAUUUCGCCAGAUUCGCCGAUCUCUCAGACAAGCACAGUAUUAUUACGACCUCUCCAAGACUCUCCUCUUAGUGGUCAGUCAGCACAAACCGUUGCAUUAGACUCAACACAAACGAGCUCGGGUGCAUGUGUAAAGCAGCCAAGCAUUAAGCUCGCCGACAUUCCGCCCUUUCGAGGACAGACGAUGAAGCACAGCUGUAGUAUUUACGAUAAGCGAAGCAUCAACCUUGGUGAACCGUCGCAAGGCAUCCGCGUCGCCUCGAAACCGAUCCAGAUACCCGAGAUUCCACCGUUCCGCAAGCAGGCACACUCGACGAUGCACUCGCCCGUCGGCAGCCAGAGCCCGCAGGCCACCCAGAUGAUGACCCCGUCCGCCAACCCGUCACCGCCGCGGAUUGCCGAAAUUCCACCGUUCCGGCCCCGGCAGCGCUCCAAGGAGUGGAUGCCCAACAUUGAGGUGGGUCGCCUGAAGCACACCGAGCACCAUCUUACCAUUGGCCCCAGCGGAGGGGCCGAGUGGGCCAAACGCCUGAAGGCGGCCGAUCCUUCCAUCAUUCACAGAAGUACUGAUUGCAUUGUAGCGAAGCAACAAGAGCUGGCUACCGGCUCAGAUUCGGAGCUACUGAAACCAGCGCCAUCGUGGACGAAUGUAGCCAUCAAAGCCAAUGAGCCACAGCCUGGCACCAGCAACAGUGCGCCGUCGGUAAAAGCUCCCACCGAAGAAGAAGCGAAAGCCGCGGAGCUGGCGGCCAAGAAGUCACGGCUGAAGCAGAGCCUAGUGAAACGUGCUCGAUCGGUGGCAAUCUUUUCACUAAAGCUGAAGGAGCAACGAGCUAAGCGAGCCGAAAAAAUGGCUCUCGAAGCAUUGGAGGCCCUUCCAGCGCCGCCGCCCUGUGGAGAACUUUCGCUCAUACCCAUCGAGCAGCUGAUUCAGGUGGACGUGCUGAGCCAACGCAAUCAUGGAAGCGGUACUGGCCACAAUAACGGCCACACCUAAAGCAUCGCGCAGAAAACAAUUUACCCAAUCAGCAUUAUUUUACAAACGCAUACGUUGUUACAAACUGACUGGCAAAGGUCAGUGUGGCAUCCUUUCAUCCCUUUAAAUAGUGUUCUAUCAGGUCUAAUAAAAAUGCGCCCUUGCAGCAUCCUUUGGCACACAAAACGGGCGAAGACUAGCAGUACAAUGUUGCAAAGCAAGGCACAAGUUGCUUGGUAAACUGAACCAUUUACCACCGCCGGAUGGUUUAGUUGCAUUAAACGAACUAACAUUACAACGACAAACGAGAAACGAUAAAGAAGCAUUCUCCACAAUUGGGGACAAUUGGCCAAGAUUGUUUUGCUAAUAUAUUUUUAACACUUCACCUUCAGAUAUUGCAGCGAUGAAUACGCUACUCAUACUUUCGAAUGGCUUGUGGCCGGGAUACACAAAAUACAAGACAAUAUUUAAGCUAACGUAGAAAAUAUUUACUUUCUUUUCUAAUUUAGAUCUUUCUUUAACUUAGCGACGUAGAGGAAACGAAUGUUGGGUUACUGUAAAAGGAUAAGGCUUCGAUAAAUCAAUACAAUCGCCAAACGCCAAGAUCAAAGGCAAAAUCAGUGAGUUUAGUGUAUUUCCGCAGGAAAGCAGUAUAUUAUUUAAUUUGAAGAAGUAGCUUGAUGCUUAUAUUUUUUUACGGCCAGAAAAAAAGCUUUAAUAGUCAGAAAGUGUCCAGCCAUUUGAGUGCAAAAGUAACUUCAAUCGUUAGUGUACAAUUGUUAAAAGUAGGAUGGCUUAGGUUUAACGCGCUGAAUUACCUGAAUUGCUUUGCUGCAAGAGUUUAAUAUAUUUUCAACCCAAAUAAUUACAAUUAAAACCAGACACACACAAACACCCAGAAUUCCGUCGCGUCAAUUAGGAACAUGGAUCCCGUCCGAAUUGUCAUGGUCGGGUUAGACAGUAAGCAGACGAAGUUUUAGCCGCCUAUUCUUAAGCUUUAAGCGCAAUAGAAAAGCAACGAGCAAAAGCAAAAGUGUAUGUAGUUUUCGCUCCGGAGAAGUAACCCAUAAACACCGCUUCACUACUUCCGGUUCCGGGCCGGUCAACAAAGCAAUGCACUUUAAUCAGCACACAACGGACAAAACCAAGUCGGGCAACUUGGGCAGUUGAACCUCUUUCACACUGUCUCUUCACUGUAUUAGGUCCAUCACAAAAAUCCAGCUGCAGUGCAGGCGGGACGAUCACCGUAACCCGGAGAAACCCAAAACCGAAACACUUAGUGAAGAAUUUUACCAAUUCUAAAUUACCAGUUAGCUGUAAAAUAUUAAAAGCAAACGCCGUUUGUACAGUUGAAACUUGCUAUAUUGUUGUGCCACCCGCAAACGCAUUAGGAAUGCCUGUUGUACCGCCGUUGUGUUUUAAUAGCAUUAAGAUCCAGUUCGAUUAGGCAGAGGAUAGGAGGAUUCUUUUCCCAUGAUGAAAGCAAUUUUAAACAAGAAAAACAAAUCAGCCAAAUACUGGCAGGCCUGGGAGAGAUAUUCUUACCCAGCCUGGGUUGGUCAAAACGUUGGGAAGUCUAGAAAUUGCUCGGCUUUGGUUGGCUCAUUUUCAACUGGUUCGCUAUUGAAAAGUGUUAAUGCACAUAAAACACAAACAACGGAAACAAAUAAUGCAACGAAAUAGGAAUGGUUCGAGUUCAGGGUAGAAAAAUGGUCAAACAGAGAA
Anopheles bellator is the source of this 5595-nucleotide messenger RNA. It is a transcript of the gene wwk, whose product is annotated as anoctamin-8. NCBI's taxonomy places the organism in Eukaryota, Metazoa, Arthropoda, Insecta, Diptera, Culicidae. The record is from RefSeq and is a predicted model, not a curated record. Gene Ontology annotation, molecular function: chloride channel activity. Gene Ontology annotation, biological process: chloride transmembrane transport. Gene Ontology annotation, cellular component: plasma membrane. The transcript is spliced from 24 exons. The coding region runs from base 226 to 3891 and encodes 1221 amino acids.